Cynoglossus semilaevis (tongue sole) is the source of this 1116-nucleotide messenger RNA. Its product is annotated as endonuclease domain-containing 1 protein-like. Gene Ontology annotation, molecular function: nucleic acid binding; hydrolase activity; metal ion binding. The record is from RefSeq and is a predicted model, not a curated record. Lineage: Eukaryota; Metazoa; Chordata; Actinopteri; Pleuronectiformes; Cynoglossidae.
AAGACAUAUGUGCAGUAAAAGUGAAAAGUGAAAGGGAAGUAAAAAGAAAAAAAAACAAUGUGAUUGAUCUUUCUUGUCUUUCAGUGUGGUAGUCUCUUGUGAAGAGGUGGAUGUCUGUACAGACAUUGUAGAAUCAGGGAAGCCAUCUGAUAAAUUCACUCUACCCUACUGGUUUUGCAUACACAUUGCAGAUGCCCCAUGCAGCAGUCUCAAUACUUUGCUACAGCACUGCAACACAGAAAAUUCCUCAUCCUAACGUGAGAAAUUGUAAUGUUUUUAUGAGUAUGUAAAGACACGUCAGGUCAUGAUGUAGAUUCCCUGGAUUCCUGUUGUUUUGCGUACUAUUCCACCCGAGUGAGGAUGUUCCUGUUUGGCACGUCUCCUGUACUUUGUCCUGCUGAUGGCUUCCACCUUGGUGAGUGCCACUGUGUCAAACAGCUUCAGAUACUGCAUCCAUUUCUUCUACAUGCAGACCCCACCUGUAGGCAUUAGGGGAACCAGCUUGAGGAAGAUCUGUCAGAAGUACAAGGACACGCUGCACUAUGCCACGUUAUAUGACAGCAGCCAACGCCUUCCGCUCUAUUCAGCCUACGUUUUUAAGAAGUCUGAUGGGAAGAGGAAGAUGGACACACCUUGGAUGUAUGAGCCUCAGGUAAUCAUCAUUGUAAUUAUAAACCAAUUAAUUGUUUCCUGUCAGUUGAUUUCUGAUGAUGAAGGUGGCAAUAUGAAAGCCCUUCCCCUGACGGACACCACCCACCCCCUCAUUGAGGACAGCCAGGCUGUAUUGGAGGACUAUACCGACGCUGUUGGGUACAGACGUGGACCAUUGAAUCCUGACUUGCACCAAGCAGAUCCUGAUGACAAGUCCUCUACCUACACCCUGACCAGUGUGGUCCCAUUUAUCACAGAGUUCCUGGAUUACUCUUGGAAUCCAUACUUGGACACUGUCCGCCGGCGUCUUAACAACUUCUGCAACGGGAAAUCAUUUAUAGUGACAGGUGUCAUGGUCUCCGGAGUGACCAUCCAGCAAGAAAACACAAACCGCUUAGCAAUCCCGAAGUACUUAAAGACUCUUUAAAUAGACAUUUAAAAUAGACAUUUGCAUGAUAAGCUCUG